This is a messenger RNA of Cuscuta europaea, 1071 nucleotides long. The record is from the annotation of a GenBank genome assembly. NCBI's taxonomy places the organism in Eukaryota, Viridiplantae, Streptophyta, Magnoliopsida, Solanales, Convolvulaceae.
AACUAUGAUUCUUUCCUCCACCCACAACUCUCCUCACCCUCUAGCUUACAGGCUAUAUAGCUAAGCUCCUUUCUGUCUGUCAUACACACUUAUAAGCAAAUUGAGUGAAUGCAAAUUAAAAGAUAUAUAUAGAUAUAUCCAUUCAGAAUAUACAUACAGCCAGUGCACUAAUUCUACUGUAAUUACUAAUGGCAGAGCCACUCUUGUGUUUAACUGAAGAGUCUACUUGCAAUUCAUCUUCCUCCCCCUCACACAAACGCCGGAGAGAAGUCGCCGGCGGAGGCAGCCGGAAGACUGAUCUGAAGCAUCCGUCGUACGUCGGCGUACGAAUGCGUGCGUGGGGGAAAUGGGUAUCCGAAAUCCGGGAGCCCAGGAAGAAAUCCCGCAUCUGGCUCGGCACCUUCGCCACGCCGGAGAUGGCCGCCAGGGCCCACGACGUCGCCGCCAUGUCCAUCAAGGGCCGCUCCGCGCUCCUCAACUUUCCUGACCUAGUCGGGCUUUUCCCUCGCCCGGCUACGUGCCUCCCGCGUGACGUCCAGGUCGCCGCCCUCCAAGCAGCUCAGAUGGACGUCGACCACCUCGAGCCGCAGCACGACAAUUCCAACAAGCAGCCCGUGGCCGCUGCGUCCUCUCCGUGCACGUCGUCGCCGUCCUCUUCCACCGUCACGUCAGCGGAGGAGGAGGCUGCCGCGUCGCCGAGCCCAUCGGAGCUGGAGGAGAUAGUGGAGCUGCCGGAUCUCGCGGAGAGCACCGAGUCGACUCGGAACGAGUACGCGUUGGUUGACUCGUACUGGUGGGACUACUGCGGCCACCAUUGGUCGCACGGCGUGGAGGACUGCGGCGGAAAUUAUUACGCAACGGCCGUCGCAGGCGACGGAUUCGAGACGGUGCUUUCCGGCGACUUCGAGAGCUGCUUGUGGCAGGAUUGAGUUGGAGCUUGAGAAAUUAAGUGAAUUGAUUUGUGUGAUUGCCUGAAAAUUUUCCUUAUUUUCUUGAUUUUUUUUUUUUGGGAAUUUUGUAUAAUUUGGAGCUAAUUAAAUGAAAAAUAAAAAAUGGGGAUCUUGAUUGAAA